UUUUUUUGUUUUUCUCCACACUAAUUUUCAUGCCACCUAUUACAUACUUGACACGCACAGCGUCUUUUUCAGCUGCCCAUCGUCUGCAUUCACCACACUUAACCAACGAAGAAAAUAGUCAACUGUAUGGAAAAUGCAACCACCCAAAUUACCAUGGGCACAAUUACAAAGUCGAAAUUACCCUCAAGGGAGAAAUCAACCCAGAGACUGGCAUGGUCAUGAACAUUGUCGAUCUUAAAGAUUGUAUUAAUUUAGCUGUUAUGGACGUUUUAGACCAUAAAAACUUGGAUUGCGACGUUGAAUUCUUUCGAAAACGAGCUAGCACAACCGAGAAUUUAGCAUUGUUUAUUUGGUGUAACUUUGAUUAUCACUUCCAACGCCAUCCGUCUCGAAAAACAACGUCCGCAAAACUCUACAAGGUGAAGAUUCAUGAAACGGAUAGCAACUCUGUGGAGUUUAUGGGCGAAUGUAGUGAAGGGCUGGAGCAAACAAUCAUGGAGAUUAGCCGGCAUGACGAUGCCUUGGAGAAUGGCAAAUAUGCAUAAUAUCAUACUCUUUCCCUCCCUUCUUUCGUAUCAUUAGUAUUAUCAUUUCGCUUGUACACAAUUCACCUCAAUUUUUUUUAAUCAUCUUCCUUCUUCAUAUUAGAAAUAUACACCUAUACCUCAAACAAUUUUCAUUUGAUCUUGUUCUUUCAUUGUUGGUCAUGUGUCUACAGAUAUCCAAGAUUAAAAGCAUCAUAUUAGACGAAGAUGCACGCAGUCAUUAUGGACUGACAAAGCGUACUUCUCCUUGUCAAUCAUUUGCCGAAGAAACACAUAUCAUACAAAUGAUGCAGGAUGUUAGCCAGUGGCAUACAGCGUACCAAGUUGACUUCAUUAUAUUAUCACAUAUCAAGUAUC
Zychaea mexicana is the source of this 902-nucleotide messenger RNA. RefSeq lists its product as uncharacterized. Gene Ontology annotation, molecular function: 6-pyruvoyltetrahydropterin synthase activity. The transcript is spliced from 4 exons. Gene Ontology annotation, cellular component: mitochondrion. The record is from RefSeq and is a predicted model, not a curated record. Bases 30 to 545 code for a protein of 171 amino acids. NCBI's taxonomy places the organism in Eukaryota, Fungi, Mucoromycota, Mucoromycetes, Mucorales, Lichtheimiaceae. Gene Ontology annotation, biological process: tetrahydrobiopterin biosynthetic process.